AUGGAUAUAACUGCUGUCGGUACAAAGGGAACUCUGCAUGUUGAUGGUUUUGUUAUCCCUCGUGAAGGGAAAGAAGCCGCUUUUUCUGCAGCUUCAGAAAGUGGAUUUAAUGAAUUUGUCACCUGUUGGGUUCCACCACCAAGUCGUCACAUUGUGACCACAGAUCUUCCGCAUGAGGUCCUCAUGGUAAGAGAGUUUGCUCGUUUGGUAGGGGCUAUUAAAAAUGGUGCAAAACCUGAGAAGAAGUGGCCAACCCUUAGUAGGAAGACACAGAUCGUACUCGAUGCUGUCAAGGCAUCAAUUGCCAAGGGUUUUGAAUCCAUUGUUAUCGCAUAUUAA
Messenger RNA from Malus domestica (apple), 339 nucleotides. RefSeq lists its product as uncharacterized. The record is from RefSeq and is a predicted model, not a curated record. NCBI's taxonomy places the organism in Eukaryota, Viridiplantae, Streptophyta, Magnoliopsida, Rosales, Rosaceae.